AUGGGGUCAGAGAGCGGCUCAGGGAUCAGUGACCUGGCCACAGUGUCCAUCUGGGGGGUCAUUCUGUGGACCCACCUCCAGCCACGAUUGAGAGAGGAAAGAGGAGGGAGGAAGGAGGAGAGAGGAAGGAGAAGAGAGGAGAGAGGAAGGAGGAGAGAGGAAGGAGAAGAGAGGAAGGAGGAGAGAGGAAGGAGGAGAGAGGACAGAGGGGAGAGGAAGGAGGAGAGAGGAAGGAGGAGAGAGGACAGAGGAGAGAGGAAGGAGGAGAGAGGAAGGAGAAGAGAGGACAGAGGAGAGAGGAAGGAGGAGAGAGGAAGGAGAAGAGAGGACAGAGGAGAGAGGAAGGAGGAGAGAGGACAGAGGAGAGAGGAAGGAGGAGAGAGGAAGGAGGAGAGAGGAAGGAGGAGAGAGGACAGAGGGGAGAGGACAGAGGAGAGAGGAAGGAGGAGAGCGGAAGGAGAAGAGAGGAAAGAGAGGAGGAGGAGGAGAGAGGAAGGAGGAGAGAGGAAGGAGGAGAGAGGAAGGAGGAGAGAGGAAGGAGGAGAGAGGACAGAGGAGAGAGGAAGGAGGAGAGAGGAAGAGGAGAGAGGAAGGAGGAGAGAGGAAGAGGAGAGAGGAAGGAGGAGAGAGGAAGGAGGAGAGAGGAGAGAGGAAGGAGAAGAGAGGAGAGAGGAGAGAGGAAGGAGGAGAGAGGAAGAGGAGAGAGGAGAGGAGAGAGGAAGGAGAAGAGAGGAGAGGAAGGAGGAGAGAGAGGAAGGAGGAGAGAGGAAGGAGAGAGAGGACAGAGGAGAGAGGAAGGAGGAGAGAGGACAGAGGAGGAGAGAGGAAGGAGGAGAGAGGAAGGAGGAGAGAGGAAGGAGGAGAGAGGACAGAGGAGAGAGGAAGGAGGAGAGAGGAAGGAGGAGAGAGGAAGGAGGAGAGAGGAAGGAGGAGAGAGGAAGGAGGAGAGAGGACAGAGGGGAGAGGACAGGAGGGAGAGGAAGGAGGAGAGAGGAAGGAGAAGAGAGGAAAGAGGAGAGAGGAAGGAGGAGAGAGGAAGGAGAAGAGAGGACAGAGGAGAGAGGAAGGAGGAGAGAGGACAGAGGAGAGAGGAAGGAGGAGAGAGGACAGAGGGGAGAGGACGGAGGAGAGAGGAAGGAGGAGAGAGGAAGGAGGAGAGAGGACAGAGGAGAGAGGAAGGAGGAGAGAGGGAGAGAGAGAGGAGAGGAGAGAGGAAGGAGGAGAGAGGAAGGAGGAGAGAGGAGGAGGAGAGGAGAGGAGAGGAGGAGGAGAGAGGAAGGAGGAGAGAGGACAGAGGAGAGAGGAAGGAGGAGAGAAGAGAGAGGAAGGAGGAGAGAGGAAGGAGGAGAAAGGAAGGAGGAGAGAGGACAGAGGAGAGAGGAAGGAGGGAGAGAGGAAGGAGAAGAGAGGAAGGAGGAGAAAGGAAGGAGGAGAGAGGACAGAGGGGAGAGGAAGGAGGAGAGAGGAAGGAGGAGAGAGGAGAGAGGAAGGAGGAGAGAGAGAGGAGGAGGAGAGAGGACAGAGGAGAGAGGAAGGAGGAGAGAGGAAGGAGAGAGAGGACAGAGGAGAGAGGAAGGGAGGAGAGAGGAAGGAGGAGAGAGGAAGAGGAAGAGGAGAGAGGAAGAGGAGAGAGAGGAGAGGAGGAGAGAGGAGAGAGGAGAGGAGAGAGAGAGAGGAGGAGAGAGAGAGGAAGGAGGAGAGAGGAAGGAGGAGAGAGGAAGGAGGAGAGAGGACAGAGGAGAGAGGAAGGAGGAGAGAGGAAGGAGAAGAGAGGACAGAGGAGAGAGGAAGGAGGAGAGAGGAAGGAGGAGAGAGGACAGAGGAGAGAGGAAGGAGGAGAGAGGAAAGAGGAGAGAGGAAGGAGGAGAGAGGAGAGAGAAUAGAGGAGAGCGGAAGGAGGACAGAAGAGAGAGGACACAGAGGAGAGAGGGAGGAGGAGAGAAGAGAGAGGACACAGAGGAGAGAGGGAGGAGGAGAGAAGAGAGAGGACACAGAGGAGAGAGGGAGGAGGAGAGAAGAGAGAAGACACAGAGGAGAGAGGGAGGAGGAGAGAAGAGAGAGGACACAGAGGAGAGAGGGAGGAGGAGAGAAGAGAGAGGACACAGAGGAGAGAGGGAGGAGGAGAGAAGAGAGAGGACACAGAGGAGAGAGGGAGGAGGAGAGAAGAGAGAGGACACAGAGGAGAGAGGGAGGAGGACAGAAGAGAGAGGACACAGAGGAGAGAGGGAGGAGGACAGAAGAGAGAGGACACAGAGGAGAGAGGGAGGAGGACAGAAGAGAGAGGACACAGAGGAGAGAGGACACAGAGGAGAGAGGACACAGAGGAGAGAGGACACAGAAGAGAGAGGGUGGAGGGUGGCGGUCUGA
Messenger RNA from Knipowitschia caucasica, 2367 nucleotides. Lineage: Eukaryota; Metazoa; Chordata; Actinopteri; Gobiiformes; Gobiidae. The record is from the annotation of a GenBank genome assembly.